Molecule: messenger RNA, 1410 nt
Organism: Erythranthe guttata (spotted monkey flower)
Lineage: Eukaryota; Viridiplantae; Streptophyta; Magnoliopsida; Lamiales; Phrymaceae
Gene: HEME2
Product: Uroporphyrinogen decarboxylase
Biological process (GO): porphyrin-containing compound biosynthetic process
Molecular function (GO): uroporphyrinogen decarboxylase activity
Source: RefSeq, a predicted model, not a curated record
UCAUCAUGUCUUUCUUCAGUAGACCUUCUUAAUUCUUGAGGCUGAAUUUCCAUUUUACAUCUAUCAAGGGUUUCUUUCUUCGAGAGGAAAUAUGGCUUGCAUUUACAGCAGCUCCGUUUCAUCAAUUUCUGCUAAAUUGAAUUUGACUUCUCCCCCCAAUUACAAGCCCAAAUUCGUUUGCUCUGUUGGAGGAGCUGUUGCGGAGCCAAAAGCUGUAAAUGCAACAGAGCCGUUGCUGCUAAACGCAGCACGAGGGAAAGAAGUAGACAGACCCCCGGUUUGGCUUAUGAGGCAAGCUGGGAGGUACAUGAAGACUUACCAAACACUCUGCGAAAAGCAUCCAUCCUUUCGUGAAAGAUCAGAAAAUGUCGACCUUGUGGUGGAAAUCUCUCUUCAGCCCUGGAAAGUGUUCAAACCUGAUGGGGUCAUCUUAUUCUCUGAUAUUCUUACACCUUUGACUGGAAUGAACAUACCUUUUGACAUUGUCAAAGGUCAGGGUCCUAUAAUAUUCGAUCCGAUACGCACGGAUGCUGAUGUGGCGAAAGUGAUAGAAUUCAAUCCCGACGAGUUUGUUCCGUACGUUGGGGAAGCUUUAACAAUCUUGCGCAAGGAGGUAAACAAUGAAGCAGCAGUACUAGGUUUUGUUGGGGCACCUUUCACCCUAGCAUCUUAUGUGGUUGAAGGAGGUUCCUCCAAGAACUUUACAAAAAUAAAGAAACUCGCUUUCUCAGAGCCUAAGAUCCUUCACGCGCUACUUCAAAAAUUCGCAACAUCAAUGGCGAAAUACAUACAAUACCAAGCAGACAAGGGAGCUCAAGCGGUUCAGAUAUUCGACUCGUGGGCAACAGAGCUCAGCCCAGUCGAUUUCGAAGAGUUCAGUCUUCCUUACCUGAAACAAAUAGUGGACACAGUGAAAAAGACGCAUCCAAAUCUACCGUUGAUUCUUUACGCAAGUGGGUCCGGUGGGUUAAUCGAGAGGCUACCGUUGACUGGGGUUGAUGUGGUGAGCUUGGAUUGGACGGUGGAUAUGGCUGAAGGGAGAAAGCGUUUGGGCGCUGAUGUGGCAGUGCAGGGGAAUGUGGACCCCGGUGUUCUUUUCGGUUCGAAAGAGUUUAUUACUGCAAGGAUUAAGGAUACUGUUAGAAAAGCUGGGAGAGGGAAGCACAUUUUGAAUCUUGGACAUGGGAUUAAGGUCGGUACGCCCGAAGAAAAUGUUGCUCAUUUCUUUGAGGUUGCUAAAGGGCUUAGAUAUUAGAAUGUGAAUUUCCGAGGCGUUUUUUUUUUUUUUUUUUUUUUUGUAAUAAGGAUGAUAGAUAUUUGACCAGAUUUUCUGUAGUAUUAAUUUAUUAAUUCUUCAGCCUGCUGUUUUGUUGUAUUACAUGUUAGCUUGAAGAUAACAUUUUCACUUUA